GCCUCAUCCUCAGAAGUGAGGAUUCUGGGAAUUCCUCAAGCUGGAUCUGGGCUUCGGUGCUCAUCGCAGAUUUGGAGUGUGAAGAGGUGAAGGAGACCAUGCAGGGCCUGAGGCACAGCAAGGAGGAGCUGAACAGGCUGAACCAGGCCAUCCAGCAGCUGACCGUGGAGGUGGACAGUGCAAAGAGACAGUCUAAGAGUGGGACCGGGGGACAGCAGAGUGGCGAUGGGUCCAGCAAGCUAGCGCAAGCGAAGGACCUGCCAGCCCUUCAGGAGGAGGAGGGGACCUCAGACAAUGCCAAGGGCAAGCUGGCCUGGCUGGAGGCUGCCCUGCAGCGGGCCAAGCAGGACAUGGUGAGGCAGCUGCGUGAGUACCAGGAUCUGAUGAUAGUGAAGCUCGGCCUGGACUUUGAGAUCGCCACCUACCGCAAGCUGCUGGAGGAUGAGGAGAGCAGGCUUGGUCUGGGAUUCGGGGCCCGGAGCAUCACCCAGGGCGGGGCUCCCCCCGCCGCGCCCGCCGCGGAGCCCGCGGGCCCGGACACGAGCGCCCCUGGCGGCGGCGGCGCGCACUGCGGCCCCCCGGUCUGCGGCGCGGGCCUGGCUUGCAGCGAACCCCGCGAAUGCUGA
Talpa occidentalis (Iberian mole) is the source of this 626-nucleotide messenger RNA. Its product is annotated as keratin, type II cuticular Hb1-like. Gene Ontology annotation, biological process: keratinization; intermediate filament organization. Gene Ontology annotation, cellular component: keratin filament. The coding region runs from base 99 to 626 and encodes 175 amino acids. NCBI's taxonomy places the organism in Eukaryota, Metazoa, Chordata, Mammalia, Eulipotyphla, Talpidae. The record is from RefSeq and is a predicted model, not a curated record. Gene Ontology annotation, molecular function: structural constituent of skin epidermis. The transcript is spliced from 5 exons.